AUGAGUGAUAUUGAAGAAGGAGUUGAUCAACUUCAACAUUACCGUGAAAAAUGUGAAGAGAAAGUUUCUCAUUUCAAGGAAAUUCUCGAAACUUGUAAUGCACGUGUUGAGUCAAGAACAAAUACUGAAGAAACAUGUCAUGAAGAAAUGGUAGAAUACAUUCAACAUCUUGAUCAUUGUGCCAUGCCAAAAGCAUUUGCUGCACUUAAAUAA
This is a messenger RNA of Strongyloides ratti, 213 nucleotides long. RefSeq names its product Cytochrome b-c1 complex, subunit 6 family and Ubiquinol-cytochrome C reductase hinge domain-containing protein. Gene Ontology annotation, biological process: mitochondrial electron transport, ubiquinol to cytochrome c. The coding region runs from base 1 to 213 and encodes 70 amino acids. The transcript is spliced from 2 exons. The record is from RefSeq and is a predicted model, not a curated record. NCBI's taxonomy places the organism in Eukaryota, Metazoa, Nematoda, Chromadorea, Rhabditida, Strongyloididae.